Bufo gargarizans (Asiatic toad) is the source of this 1213-nucleotide messenger RNA. RefSeq names its product phospholipid phosphatase related 2 (gene PLPPR2). The transcript has 8 exons. Bases 251 to 1153 code for a protein of 300 amino acids. Gene Ontology annotation, molecular function: phosphatidate phosphatase activity. Lineage: Eukaryota; Metazoa; Chordata; Amphibia; Anura; Bufonidae. Gene Ontology annotation, biological process: phospholipid dephosphorylation; phospholipid metabolic process; signal transduction. The record is from RefSeq and is a predicted model, not a curated record.
CCUAAUUUCUUGGUAUUUGUGCAGUCCAUGAUUUUUUAUUUAUGUUUUAUGUUUUUUCAUUCUCAUAUUGUUUUCAUUACAUUCACUGAUUAUGUUCUCCUGCCUCCAUUAAUGAUCCCAACAUUUCUUCCUUCAUGUUUUCCAUCGUUCUCUUCUAAUCCUUCUGCUUGAAGACAGUGAUCAGGACGCCAGCUGUCUCUCCUCCUUCUGAACAUCCCGGAGCGUGAUAGGGAGGGGAAAUAUCUGCACGAUGCCAGCAGGUUGUUCUGGAGCUGCACACAUGGCAGCACAUGAACCUGAGAUUAAGAGCAGUGUCUCCUUCAUACCAUGCUUCCUAUUUGUAGAGCUUGUCCUCAUGGCCGGCACAGUUAUCCUCUCCUACCACUUUGAAUACACAGACACCUUCCCAGUCCAUUCCCAGGGAUUCUUCUGCUAUGACAGUACCUUGUCCAAACCUUAUCCAGGUCCAGAAAGUGCCAGCCGAGUACCUCCACGUCUCCUGUACCUGCUGAUUACUGUGCUGCCAGUCCUUACGAUCCUGCUGGGAGAAGUCUGCACGGCCCUUAUCAAUCCACGUUGGAGUAGUAGGGAGAAGAUAAUUUCUUGUGGAGAUUGUUGCUUCUUCAAUCCUCUUCUGCGCCAAAUUGUCAGGAUCUUGGGGCUUUUCUCAUUUGGUCUGUUUUGUACUGUAAUCUUUGCUGGAGCUGUUCAGACAGUCACUGGUAACCAGGCCCCUCAUUUCCUGUCUGUCUGCCGCCCCAAUUACACUGCCCUUGGGUGCAAGUCCCACAUGCAAUAUAUAUCUUCACCCUAUGCCUGCAACGGGGAUCCUGAUCUGAUCACCGAGGCUCGUAAAGCCUUCCCUUCGAAACCCGCAGCUCUCGGGGCUUAUUCUGCAGUUUACACAACGAUGUACGUCACCCUCGUUCUGAAAGUGAAGGGUUCCCGGCUGGUGAAGCCCUCCCUGUGCCUGGCAAUGCUGUCUCCUUCAUGGCUUCUAUGUUUGCUGCGCGUUGCUGAAUAUCGUAACCAUUGGAGAGAUGUUCUUGCUGGUACCAUAACUGGAGCAGCCAUUGCUGUUUUUCUGGUACCUCCGUCGAUGGAUGCUCCUAGCGCUUCCCGAGGACUCCAAGCACUCCACUUGACACCGUAACCUGUGUACUGAAUAACUUUGGGAGCUCCUCACCAGAAGAGGGAGACCUGAUCCAGAAAG